UUCAGUUAAGAUAGUUUACGGAUUAUUGCAACUUUACAAAUAACUUUAAUAUUAAUUUUAAAAAUAUGUGGCAAAUAAAAAUAUGUAUAAUAUCAGUGUUUGUAGCUGGAAGCUUAGCGAGUUUUUCUAAUAUGAUCACAACCUAUGACGGUUUACCGGAAGAUUGUGUGGGUACUGUUGAUACGAAGCCGUUUAUAAAAGUCGGUUCUAAGCAUUAUUUAUUUGGCAGAGAGAAAAAAGUCACUUGGUUUGCAGCCAUUCACAUUUGUCGUUCCCUUUCAGCUGAUCUUAUAUCUAUAGAAACAAAAGCUGAAUACGAAGCUCUAACUGAAUACUUAAAGAAAAAUGAAUGGAUUGAUGAGUAUUGGAUAUCAGCAAAUGACUUAAGUAAAGAAGGUAACUUUGAAUGGCUCGGUACUGGUAAUCCAGUGACAUUUGCUAAAUGGUCAGCUGAUCAACCUGAUAAUGCUUAUACUAAUGAAAAUUGUGUUCACCUUUGGUACCGAGCCAAUGAGGUCAGUAUGAAUGACAGAAUCUGUACAUAUGAUGCUUACUACAUAUGUCAAGCAAGAAAUCCUAAAACAAUCAUAUUCAGUGUUUGGUAAGAAACCGCAGCGAAACACCAAUAAUACUGUAAUUUAAUUUAUAUUUUUAUGUUAUA
This is a messenger RNA of Teleopsis dalmanni, 661 nucleotides long. Its product is annotated as C-type lectin 37Da-like. The record is from RefSeq and is a predicted model, not a curated record. The transcript has 3 exons. Gene Ontology annotation, molecular function: signaling receptor activity. Lineage: Eukaryota; Metazoa; Arthropoda; Insecta; Diptera; Diopsidae. The coding region runs from base 66 to 605 and encodes 179 amino acids.